UGAAAAAGUGGAGACACUGAUGAUUGUUGAUUUGGGCAUAAAUAGAUGAAAUAAAACCCUAGAUAUUUAUGUUUAGAACUAUUGAAUGGUGAAAAAAGAGAGAGAAGCAUGGGACCAUGAAUGAUGAUUAUGAGUAUGUUGUGUUUCCAUCCGAAAAAUCAUGUUGGCCUGAUAUUCAAGAUCUCUUGAAAGAGUUGAAGCUAUUGUCAACCGAAGUACCAUGUGACUUCUCUCAGUUGGCAUUGCAUCAUCAGAAAAUUGUCGACGCCUUCAACGGGGAUGAAGAGGAGUCAAGGGAGGCUAAUGUUGAAGAGACUGCUUUUCAUGGUCUUGUGAAAUUCUUUCAGCAUGAUGCUACAAAGGAAGAGAAAGUCCUAUUUCUGCAGUCAACUCUACCAAAGAUAGUUGAUCUUGCUCUAGACAUUGAAAAGUUUGCAACAGACAAAGUCCUGCCAAUUAGUAGUCAGCAAAAAGCUGGAGAUCAGUUGUUGAAUCGUCAAUUUGUGGCCUCCAUUGUUGCUGCAGCAUUUCUUUGUUUAUUUGAUGGACGGGAAAAGACACGCAUCUACAAUCCAAAUCUGAAUGCCAUAAGUUUUGCCAGUUUUUUCCAGCUAUUACCAAGUCCUUCACAAAAUGCAAAACUUCAAUGUUUUCUCAAUUAUUUUGAGAGAGUUGGGGGCGACACAAGCAGUGUACAAGGUGACAUAAGGUUUCAACGACAGGUUAUUCCAUAUGAGGAGUUGCCCACCGUAGACACAUGGCUUAACAGUGAUUGUGAUCUCUGUCCGUUCUCUGUAAAACAUGACGGUCACAUUGAAGACUCUGUCCCCGAGGCUAUUGAGGUGGACUUUGCCAACAGAUACAUUGGAGGUGGUGUGUUAGGGAGAGGAAGAGUUCAGGAGGAAAUUCGAUUCACUGUGUGUCCAGAGCUGAUAUCUUCCAUGCUGUUUAUGGAAUGUAUGGACGACAAUGAAGCCAUUAUAAUUCAUGGAUACGAACAGUUCUCAGAUACAGAGGGUUAUGGACCAAGCUUAACUUAUGCUGGAAAUCAUCAGAAUUGUCCAGAGUCUGCUGGGGGUAGAAAGUUACAGAACACACUGUGUGUUAUAGAUGCUGUCAGCUACAGACACUGCUCUCCCUCUAAACAGUACCAGGAUCACUUCUAUCUGAGGGACCUCAACAAAGCUUUUGUUGGCUUUAGUGCAAAGUGCAGGAAAAGCUCCAUGGAUACAAGGAACCAAUCACAGGAGACGACAGAAUACAUUUGUAACAAGCCUUGUGAUUUGUUAAUGGCUAUUAGUGAAGAGUAUCAGACAGCAUCUGAGGAUGGAAACAGUGAGCCUGAGAACUAUAUACCAGAGUUGCCUGGAAUAACCAACAUGGUGGAUGGACUGGUCACCAGAAUUCUGUACUCAGCAAUCCAGGAAGCCUGUAGCCAACGCGGAUUUGAGAGGUCCGACAGCCACUCCUCAUGUGAGGACCACUCCUCCAGUUCCAGUUAUCUGAGGAGACAAGAGGAGCUGGAGGAGAAUCAGGAUCAGGCUGACCUGGAGUGCCAGGAUUGGGUGAGCCGGUUUAGGAGGCGGAGUUCUAAUUUGAGUGACAUUGGAUCCAGGCGGAGUAGUGGUAGUACGUGGCAGAGCUCAGAUUUCAGCUCAGAACUAGAAGAGUAUUAUGAAAAUUAUCAACGAAGGGACCAAUCUAUCAUCCAGAAGACUAUCACGGAAGAAGAGGGGUGUCCUGUCAUCUGUGAUUUUGCUAAUAGCUUAGCCGUGUCACUUAUACAAGAGAGCACUGCAGUGGCUGCUCAUAAAAGUGUUGUCAAAGAUUUUAAUGACAGUGCCCCCGAAGUCUGUAUUAUGAAGCCAAAAGCUUACAAACCCGAAAUUGAAGAAAACUUACCAAGGACCAAUUACUUUUCACCCAUUAUUCCUGAAUCCAUUGCUAGAAAAUUUGCAAAUGAAUUUAUAUCAGAGUUGUUUACCUCUGUAUUUUCUACACUUUCCAAUUUGACUUCUGAGAAAUGUUCUGAUAAGAAAUCAUCACUUCUUGACAUUCCACUGGUUCGAGAUCCUGAUGUUAGUUCUGAUUCCGACGAAGACUGUGAUAUGAAUAAUUGUGAUACAUAUUUGGGUGGCUAUUACCCAGGGAGCAUUGUUGAGGACAAUUAUCCGUUAGUGGAUGAAGCUGAGCUACGGAUUGCGGCUGUAAAUUUAGUGGAUUGUGCUAUACAUAGUGCUGUUCAAAUAGUGCAGGAAAGUUUAGUUCCACCAGCACCAAACAAAUCUUUAGAAGACAGCGAUUUGAAUAUUUCUAAUCCUGUUACAGAUUCCUCUAGUGAAAAAGAAGAUAACUUGUCUGUACUGAGCAAUAGUUUUGGGAAAAGAUGGGAUCAGUCCUCAAGUCCCUCCAAAUCCCCGAAAAAUGUGCAGUUUCAUGACACUGUGAUUUUGAAUAAAAAUGGUGAUGCGGUCUCCAAGACGAUGUCCGAUUCCUCAAAUAGUCAAGAUUCCUUUACUGUCCCCACUCUUUUGGUGACUGAUGAUCUCUCAAAAAGUGAUAAAUUCGGUGGUGCUUAUAGUCAGAUUGCAGAAAACAUUAUCAUGUCUGGAUUUACCGAUGCUCUGAAAGAUGUACAGAAGGAAACUGGGAAAUCUUUUGAGGGCUCAACACUCAAAUUUAGUGCUUCUGGAUAUCUACCAGAGAAGACCCUCAUUGUAAAAGGAAACAGUUUGAUCCACCCCGGAGAGAUUUUACGUGGAGAAUCUUAUGAAGAUAUUUCAGGCUCUAAUAUCAUUGAGUGCUGUGCUUCUUCACUAUCCAGAGACUUACUAACUAAUGCAUUUAUUGAAGUGCAGCAAAGUUCAGGCACCAUCAAUGGCUCUAGUUUUGCCCGUCGGAGCAGUGAACCAAUGAAAUUGUCCAGCCAAGCAGCCAGACAGUUACUGGAAGACAACAAGAAAGGAGUUCGUCGCUACACAGAGAAAUCGAAAAGCUGUACAGAGGACGACCUUGUGGAAUAUGCCAGAGAGUUGGAUAGAAGAUGGAUCAUUGAAGAUUUCCGGGAAAGGAGGGGACCAUGUGGAUUCAAGGAUCCCACCCUUUCCAGGUUUGCUGAGGAAUUGAUGAAAACUGAAUGUAGAAUCCCCCCUCUCCAUAUACCAAUAUCGUCCACUUCUGUCUGCAGCCUAAGUGGAUCAACCACAUCUUUCCACAGUAGUAAAAGUGGAUUUAAGGACCUUAUGUUAUCUAGCUUCGAAGAGGAACUCCUGUCUUCAAGUUUUGGCAGAUCCUCAACAAAAAGUUCCAGCAUUAAGAGGAAAAGGAAGAAAAGCACAGGAAACAGAAUAAGAGGUGGUGAUUUCAGGCAAGCACUUCACUUUUCAGAAUUAUCCAAGGAGACCAUCUCGGAUUUUGCAGACAGACUUGCUCAAGGUAUUAUUUUAGAAUCUAUAGAGACUGUAUUAAGAGGUUCUAUUGGUUCAGGAUUUGCUCAAAGAGAUGUGCCAUUCACAACUUCUUCCCCAAUUCCUGAUAGUCUGCUAAAUCUGGCCGAUAGCAUUUCUAGUCAAGUGGUGGAGGAUGCUAUUUUAACAGCCGUUGAGGAAUUAAAGGUGAAGUUACAAACAGAGAAUUCCUCUGAUACUGAUUCCACAUCAACUGAAGAGUUCAGUGAUGCUCUUGAUGUGCCAUGCUAUAGAAUUGAAGAAUUUGCAGAUAUUCUUGCAAAGCAGGUAUUGGAUACAUCAGUGAAAUUCAUCAUCAGAGAAAUGGAGUGUUUUAAAAAGAAAGCCAGUGGUCGUCCAGUAGCCACUGGGAACUGGGGCUGUGGGGCCUUCCGAGGGGACGUCCAUUUGAAGUGCAUGUUACAGUGGAUGGCAGCCUCCUAUGCUGGUGUCCCCCAACUUAUAUACUACACAUUUCAUCACGAAGAUUUACAGCAGUUAGAGGAAGUUGUUGCAGCAGUUUUGUCCAGGAACUGGUGUGUGGGCCAAUUAAUGCAGGCAGUGAGGACCUACUGUAUGGCCUGCAAGGACUGCCCUCGUAAAGAUCGCCCUGAUCUGUUCCAGCUAUUGCUAAACAAGGACUCCUUUAAAGACAUUGUUUGAGACAGACCAAAUACUUGGAAAAUUUAUGUCCAUUUCAGAUAUGAGUCAGUGAUUUUUCUUUUUCAUUUUGUUUUGGGGUUUUCUUUGUUUACAUUUUUCUCUACAUGUAGUUUACAAUGAACAAGUCUUUAAAAAAUGUAUUAGCAUUUCAUUUUAUGUAUGCUGCAAGAAAUUUACAAGCAAUUGUUGAUCAAUAAAUAUUUGCACCUGU
This is a messenger RNA of Saccostrea cuccullata (small rock oyster), 4320 nucleotides long. RefSeq lists its product as uncharacterized. Gene Ontology annotation, molecular function: poly(ADP-ribose) glycohydrolase activity. The transcript is spliced from 12 exons. Gene Ontology annotation, cellular component: cytoplasm; nucleus. Lineage: Eukaryota; Metazoa; Mollusca; Bivalvia; Ostreida; Ostreidae. The record is from RefSeq and is a predicted model, not a curated record. Bases 117 to 4109 code for a protein of 1330 amino acids. Gene Ontology annotation, biological process: regulation of DNA repair; nucleotide-sugar metabolic process; ATP generation from poly-ADP-D-ribose.